Puma concolor (puma) is the source of this 1545-nucleotide messenger RNA. NCBI's taxonomy places the organism in Eukaryota, Metazoa, Chordata, Mammalia, Carnivora, Felidae. The record is from RefSeq and is a predicted model, not a curated record.
AUGGGGCAGAGUCUGACGGAAGAGAGCGUGCACCUGUCACCUCCCCAUGGCCGUGGCCUUCCAGAGCGCUGCCCAAAGUGCGGGGUCCCUCACAAGGGCCAGCAGCGGUUAGGAGGGAAGGGAGCCUGGACACCCCGAGACCGGCCCUCGGGUGUGCUGCCAGGGCCCGAGCCCGGGUCUGCCGAGGCCGUGGAGCUGGUGGUGGGGCCGGGGGCCGGCACGGUGGCACUUUCUGAAGCCUGCGAGCAUGCUGCCGAGGGGCAGAGCCUGCAGUGGCUGGCCUGGGCCGGGGGAAGCUGCCGAAGAUUUACUUUCUGGCAGAAACAGCACGCGGCUGCCCUAAAGUACACGGAGCUGGAGCGGGGCCGUGCUCCAGAGCAGAGUUCGGUCUCAGGUCCCGUGUGUGAGCACCCGUUGACACCUGAGAGCCACACGCUGCCAGACCCCGCUAGAGGUGGGGUGUGCGGAAGAGGCAGGAAGCUCUUCGUGGGCGGUCUUGACUGGAGCACCACCCAAGAGACUCUACGCAGCUACUUUUCCCAAUAUGGAGAAGUUGUAGACUGUGUGAUCAUGAAAGAUAAAACCACCAACCAGUCUCGAGGCUUUGGGUUUGUCAAAUUUAAAGACCCAAACUGUGUGGGGACGGUGCUGGCCAGCAGACCACACACACUGGACGGCCGAAACCAGAAAGGACCCAGGAGCGAUAACAGUAAAUCAAAUAAGAUAUUUGUCGGUGGGAUCCCUCACAAUUGCGGUGAGACAGAGCUCAGGGAAUACUUCAAGAAAUUCGGAGUGGUCACAGAAGUGGUCAUGAUCUACGACGCAGAGAAACAGAGGCCUCGAGGAAUGUGGGUACCAGCCGGACAGGCAAUCGGUGGCUAUGGACCGCCCCCUGCGGGAAGAGGAGCCCCCCCACCGCCGCCACCGUUCACCUCUUACAUUGUGUCCACCCCUCCCGGAGGCUUCCCCCCUCCUCAGGGCUUCCCACAGGGCUACGGUGCCCCUCCACAGUUCAGCUUUGGCUACGGGCCGCCGCCUCCGCCGCCGGAUCAGUUUGCCCCGCCUGGGGUCCCUCCUCCACCUGCUACUCCGGGGGCAGCACCUCUGGCCUUCCCACCGCCUCCGUCUCAGGCCGCCCCCGACAUGAGCAAGCCCCCGACGGCCCAGCCAGACUUCCCCUACAGCCAGUACGGUUACGGACAGGACUUGGCCGGCUUCGGACAGGGCUUCUCAGAUCCCAGCCAGCAGCCCCCCUCGUAUGGGGGCCCCUCAGUGCCGGGCUCGGGGGGCCCCCCCGCCGGCGGAAGUGGCUUUGGACGAGGUCAGAACCACAACGUGCAAGGAUUCCACCCGUACCGACGCUAGCUGGCCGGCGCCGUGUGGACGUCGGGGCGGCCGAGACCCAGGAUUUAAAACUUGUGAACUCGUGACAAUCACAAACUUGGCAGAAAAAUAGCGGCUCACCGUUGGGGGGAGGGGGGCGAGAGGCUUUUGGAGGCGGCUGUGGGUGUCUGGACUGAAGUUUUUAAACAUAUUUCUUUCUCU